UGGAACAUCAGAGUCUAUGAUCCACGACGACGACGGAUGACAAACGACGGACGAUGAGCGCAAACACUGGAGUACUGGACUCGACUUCACCCCUGUCUUCUCUCCCAAUAGUCCAGAAUCUACCUCACUACGGUGGACGACAGACGACCAAGUGGACCAACUGCUUUUGCGGAAAGAGGUUUUUGAUUUUUUUCCUUUUGAUUUCUUUAUUUUUUGAUCUGGUUAAAUGAGUUGUUAUACGAUACAAGGAAAGGCUCAUUCCCAACUGCUACAUAUCUGCCAGAAAACAUACCCAAGAGAACCGUGAAUAUGAGCAAUAGUUAUCCUCCUAGUGACAGAACAGAAUAAAUGGAUUUCACAUCAAAUGGAGAAACAUAAUUUGAUAUAUGUACGAACCAAUAUUAGAAGAUUAGAUAUUUGAAAAUAUCUUAAAAUUUUUAGGGGUGUGGGCACAAAUAGUCCACAUUGUUAGCAGCAAAUUUGAAGGAUUUUUUUCUAAAAGUAAGAAUUUGAGGACUAGGAAAACACUUUCAUGUAUCCCAGUCAAAUUUCAGCAUUGGUUCAAACUGCUUGGACUUUUUACCUGUCAAUCUUUAAACUUUUAAGUUAUUGUGCUUUAACUAAGCAUAACUCUGGUAUAAGAAUCUUAAACGCUUGCUCAAAUGGAAGUUUGAUUGGCUUAAGUAAAUCACCAUAGCAUCAAGGCAUAUUUGGACAACUGUACAAUCUUAAACUCCGCUGGAAUAAUACAUUAAUUUUAUUGAGUUAAGCAUCAAAAUGUCUGUACUCACAUUAUCAUUAGUGAUUACUAAAUUAUUUGCUUGUUUUCCUUCCAUGCCAUAAAGAUAGUCCACCUUCCGAUUUUUUGCCUGUCCGAAUUCUUUGUCCAAUUUCCUAAUUAGUCAACUUUUAACUAAUUUAAGAGAUCUCCAACAAGUAGUAAGGGAAGGGUCUGAAAUUUGAUGUGUUUAGGCUUUUCUGUUAAUUAUGAUAGAUGGAAGACCAAGUUUGUUGCAGAGAGAUGACCAAGUCAUGAAUAGAGAAACUCCCUGUCUUUCCUUGUUCUAUUUAGCCAACUGAAUUUUAAAGCUUUUUGUUUGUAUAUUAUUAUAACUCCGUCUAAAAAUCAUAAACUGUGCCCUUUACACACAGAAUUUACCAACCGUUCCUUAUAUAGAAAUAGUACUGUUCUAACUUUACUCUUUUCCUUUCUUCUUUUUAUUUUUUUCUGGGUUACAUAGGAGAAAAGGGUUCUCUAUGUUCAGUUGCAGAAAUUGUUUGGUAAAUUAGAAUCACUUUGUUCCACAAUUUAGUAUACAAAAUAUACUCCAACUUUCUUAUUAUGAAUUCAAAGAAGAUGACACAACGAUUCCAAUACUGCAACAUUGAUGUACAAUGGAUUAUGAAAAGAAGUUGUUUUAUUCUAUGCUAGCUUGUGUUGAAUUCUUUUUUGGAUUACUUAAGGGAACUACUGAUUUUUUACUCAGGGAACUAUUCCUGCCCCUAUACAUAAUCCGAGUAAUAUUUUAUGCUACAUUAGGUGUUUGGGAAUUACUCUUUAGGCAUGGAUUUGUUGUGAAGAUGUAUGUUAAAAUCUGAAUAAAUAUUUGAUUGUUAAUUGUUAAUUCUUUAUUCUCAAUUCUCAUAUGUACUCAUCAUAUAUGUUAAAUUUGAAUAAAUAUUUGAUUGCAUAUUAUGUAGGUACUUGAUAUUAUUGAAAAAUGGUUAGAAAAAAGGAUAAGUUUUGGGAACAUGUAUAACAACUUGGGCCGAGCUGUUUUAAAUGCAAUUAUUAUGAACUUGACUACUCUGGUAGUGUUACUUGAGUGAAGGUUCAUUUGGCUUGCUUGACUGGCCAUGAUGUUCGAAUUUGCACUAAAGUCCCUGACCAUGUUCAAGUUGAAGCCAGUGCAGAAAUGAAUUUGAGUACAUCUAAAAAGAAAAGGACGAAUGAGACCCUAGAAAGUGAAAUUGGUUCCACAAAUUCUCAUGAUAGGAGCAUUCAUCAAACCAUAAUGGUAGAGUUGGCUGCUAAACAAGACAAGAAGUCAUUAGAAAAGAUGAUAGGAGAAUUUUUUGUUAAGAAUAACAUUUCUUUCAAUGUUAUUUAGACAGAAUCUUUUAUUCAAAUGAUGAAAGGCGCUUGUGCCUAUGGUCAGGGUUUUGUUAUUCCUAGUCACUCUACUCUUUGUACCCAUUUGAUUCCUGAAGCUAAGGUAGAGAUCAUGGAAUAUGUGAGCAACAUAAAGUCAACAUGGGUUGGCAUAUGUUGCACAAUAAUGUCUGAUUCUUGGACUGACCUAAAGAAGAGGUCUUAGGUCAAUGUGAUAGCUUAUUCUCCUGGUGGGGCUGUAUUCCUGAAGUGUAUUGAAUGUAGUUCAAAUAGUAUUACUGCUGGAUAUCUUUUUAGAGAAAUAUCUGAUGUUAUUGAAAUGCUUGGACCACAACAUGUUGUGCAAUUUGUUUCAGAUAAUGGUGCUAACUAUAAUUGUUAUGGUGAUACGUUGAUUGGAAAAUGGUCUCACAUGUAUCAGACAAAUUGUGCUGCACAUGGGAUUAAUUUGCUUUUAAAGGAUAUCCAUAAGCAUAUUAGAUGGGUGAGGAAAAUUAUUGAUGAUGGUAAACAUGUAGUGGAUUAUAUGCACAGGCACACAACUGUUAUAGCCUUAAUGAGGGAAUUCACAAAUGACAAAGAGAUUAAGCCGCCUUGCAAGACAAGGUUUGCUACUAAUUUUUUAAUGCUCCAAUCUCUUAUUGUAGUUGAGAAUGAGUUAAGGCUAUUGGUUACAUCAUCUGAAUUGAGAGGCUUCCAUUGCAAUAGAGUUGAAAUAGCAUUAAAGACUGUCAGAAUAAUUCAAUCUAAUAUAUUCUGGGGCGAGGCAAAGGAGGUUAUUGCUUUUAUGGAUCCUCUCAUUAGGAUUCUUCGCCUUGUUGAUUCAGAUGGUACCACUGCAUGUUACUUGUAUGAAGCAACUGUUAGGGCAAAAGAAAAAUUAAGGAAGUUAAAGGAGAGUGAUGGAGUAAAGAACUUUACCAUAUUGGAUUUUUUGAUACAAGGGUGGAAAAGAAUAUAAUUCAUCCUAUUCAUGUGCUUGAUGCAGCUUUAAAUCCUAAUAAUUUGUUUGAUGGUGGAAUUUUUAUUGAGACAAGUACAGUUGUGCAAGCUCAAGAAUAUAUUGUGGCAACCAUGGUUCCUCUAGAAGAUCGUGAGCAAUUCACUGCAGAAAUGGUUGAGUAUCGAAUGAGGAACCCAAAUUUGUUCAAUAUCACAGGAAAGUCUUUAAUGAAAACUAACCAUCCAAGGAUUUGGUGGGAAUAUAUGAGUGGUUAUCUUCCAGUGGUUCAAAAGGUUGCUUGUAGAAUCUUAAGCAAACCUUGUAGUUCCUCUCCUUGUGAGAGGAAUUGGAGUGCUUGGGACGCAGCACAAACAAAGAAGAGGAACAGAUUAACUCUAGAAAUGUUAGAAGAUUUGGUAUACAUUAGAAUGAAUUCUUUGAUGAAGGAGAAGUAUGAAAACCGAGCAAUUCAGGAUACAAAACCUAUUGACCUAGAGAAACUUGGUGACUUGCCUGAUGUAAACAUUGAGUUGGAGACAGAGAGACUUGAAGAGACAUGUUGAACCUAUUCAUAAUCAACCUAAUUCUAUAUUAUGAUACAUUUGUGUUUUCUUUUUAAUGA
Molecule: messenger RNA, 3678 nt
Organism: Macadamia integrifolia
Lineage: Eukaryota; Viridiplantae; Streptophyta; Magnoliopsida; Proteales; Proteaceae
Exons: 2
Coding region: 3188-3619 (143 amino acids)
Molecular function (GO): protein dimerization activity
Source: RefSeq, a predicted model, not a curated record